UAUAAACAGGAAGAGAUGUAGAACAGCGUGGCCAUGACAGCCACGGAGACUUUCAUUUGGACCCACAGCCUUCAGUUGUUGGCAGAGGUGAAGGGCAUGUUUUAAUAGAAGGUGUUGGCGGACCCGAAGGGCAUCUUUUUGUUAAACGUGUUGGCAUAGAAAACCAAAAAAUACUGCCCAUUCCGUCUUCAAAGCCAGUUCAAGUGCUUCCGCUCAACUAUGGCACGUGCUUCCUUGCGUUCAAGCUCGCCAUGAAGAUGUUGCUAGUUCUACUUGGAUUAGGGUAUUGGAGGAUAAACGACAUCAUAGAAAAGAAACAGAAGCACACAUGGGCAUUUCAAGUAAUGGAAGAACUUGUUUCCCAUGCAUCUAACUGGGAGUACGGCAACGAUGGGAGGAACCCUCUACUCACAGCACAGGAGGAAGCAACGCCCAUCAUUCCCCACAUCAAACCGGACGAAGAUCCUUCUCACACGUCUCAGAGUCCAAGUCCGACACCCGAAAAUGCAUCUAUGAAGGAAAAAGAUGGAGGGACAAAGGAGACACCAAUUUUACUAGCUGCGAAGAUGGGUGUGGCAGAGGUGGUGGAGAAAAUCUUAGAAGUUUUCCCGAUUGCGGUACAUGACAUGAACGAUGAGAAGAAGAACAUAGUGCUGUUGGCAGCGGAGAACAGGCAGCCCCAUGUGUACCAGCUUCUGCUAAAGAAGAAGCUUUUGCAAGAGACUGUGUUUAACAAAGUGGACCAUGAGGGGAACAGCGCCCUUCAUCUAGCUGCGACAAUGACCCAAAAUCGGCCCUGGCUUAUUCCCGGUGCCGCUCUUCAAAUGCAAUGGGAGAUCAAGUGGUUCAAGUUUGUCCAGGACUCCAUGCCUCGCCAUUUCUUUUUACAACAUAACAACAAUGGAAAGACUCCGACAGAGACCUUCACCGAGACGCAUAAAAAACUAAUCAAACAAGGUGGUAACUGGCUAACCAACACGUCCCAGUCGUGCUCGGUCGUGGCAGCUCUCAUCGCCACAGUUGCUUUUGCAACUGCAACGGCAUUGCCUGGUGGUGUGAAUCAAGAAAAUGGCAGCCCCACGUUAGAAGGCAAGCCAGCAUUCGAAGUGUUUGCCAUCUCCUCACUAAUCGCACUAUGCCUCUCCGUCACCUCGCUUAUCAUGUUCUUGGCAAUUCUCACUUCCAGAUACCAAGAGAGAGAUUUUGCUAGGGAUUUGCCUGUGAAGCUGAUAAUAGGACUCACCUCUCUCUUCAUCUCGAUUGCUUCCAUGUUGGUUUCCUUCUGUGCUGGCCAUUUCUUCGUGCUCAAAGACAAGCUAAAGUAUGCAUCCUAUCCUUUGUAUGGACUUACAUGUUUGCCUGUCACAUUCUUCGCACUAGCACAGUUUCCGCUCUAUAUAGAUCUUCUCAGGUCGAUCAUCAAACAUGUUCCGCAACGUACGUAUAAGAUACUUUCUUUCUAGCUCAUCACCUUAUGUGUAUGUAUGUAAGCUAUAUAUAUAUAUAUAUAUAUAUAUAUUUUUAUAUAUAAAAAAAACACUUGAAGAGGCCUGCCUAUCUACAGCCAAGCAUAUAUAUGGCACGUUUGUGUGAGUACGGAAAUUUUAGCCAGGUGGGCUGCACCGUUUAU
Molecule: messenger RNA, 1630 nt
Organism: Magnolia sinica
Lineage: Eukaryota; Viridiplantae; Streptophyta; Magnoliopsida; Magnoliales; Magnoliaceae
Product: ankyrin repeat-containing protein ITN1-like
Exons: 5
Coding region: 252-1463 (403 amino acids)
Source: RefSeq, a predicted model, not a curated record